Molecule: messenger RNA, 636 nt
Organism: Schistosoma turkestanicum
Lineage: Eukaryota; Metazoa; Platyhelminthes; Trematoda; Strigeidida; Schistosomatidae
Source: the annotation of a GenBank genome assembly
AUGUUAGACGACUCCCUAGUGGAAGAGCAACUUUCCGAAAUGUUGGCCUUUGAACUUGGUCUAGAUGCAGUGAAUUUCGAUUCUAAGUCUGGUCCGACAUCGUUGGGUAACCCUUCGCCAGUCGACUUUUAUUUACAAUAUUUGGGACUAUACUUGAUGAAAUCUGAUUUAAUCAAUGCAAAGUUUUUGUACAAAAGAAUGCCAGCCAAAAUUAAAGAGCACACGUCAAUAAAGUGCUUAUGGGAUCUUGGCCGGUUCCUCUUUCGAAAUGAUGUAAAGUCUUUUUUCUCUCGUUCUGUGCAAGUUUUGUCGGAUCCAAUGCAGCCUGAAAUUCUCGUUCAAAUGGUCAAACAGAUUCGUGAUAAACAGCUUAACUCAAUGGUGGACCUUUUCUUUCGCGCAUAUUCACACAUAAGUGUUGAUUUUUUAUGUGACUACUUAUGUAUUUCUUCUGAAGACAUGUGUGAACUUUUUUUACAAAAAGGCUGGGAAUUUUGUUCGGACAAUCGUUUUAUCUUUCGUCGUGGUGGAAUUUCUUCGGAAGACAACAAGACAUUAUCCUUAGAGAAUGAUACGACGAAUAAUGACCUUAUGAGCAAGUUAUCUGAAUUGAUGUGUUUUAUGGAAAAUCACUAA